This is a messenger RNA of Malus domestica (apple), 1792 nucleotides long. Its product is annotated as probable WRKY transcription factor 57. The record is from RefSeq and is a predicted model, not a curated record. Gene Ontology annotation, biological process: regulation of DNA-templated transcription. Gene Ontology annotation, molecular function: sequence-specific DNA binding; DNA-binding transcription factor activity. Lineage: Eukaryota; Viridiplantae; Streptophyta; Magnoliopsida; Rosales; Rosaceae.
AUGCAAAAUAGGCUCUUUUCUUAUGUAUAAACGCGUGGGGGGCCAUUUGCCCCGGUCUCUCCUUGGCUUUGCUUAAAUCUGAGCCUCCAGUACUAUAUUUGCAAGGUUGACGGCGAUUUUUCUAACUUAUCUUUUCUCUCUUCUCUCCCUACCUUCUCUCUUCCUCCAUUUGAUUCCUUUUUUCCAAUUCUUUCCACCUCCCUCCCUCCCUCUCUCUCUAUCUCUCUCUCCAAAUAUUGCAACUGUGCAUUGACGAGACUAAGCUUUCCAUCCCUUCCUCAUAAAGUUCAAAAACUACGCGUCCUUCCCAACACUCACUCACCAAAACCCUAAUUUUAUCUCUUUUUUUUCUCUCUCUCUCUCUCUCCCUCAUCCUUCAAAUUCAUGCUCAAUUCUCACGGCCGAUUACAAUCCACCACUCCACGGCGGAUCGUCCUGAUCGAUUCUCAUGGACGACAACAACCAAAAACGCGAUCCACUAACCACGACCGAGUUCACGACUCACACCUGGACUCCCGACUCGGACAGCGCCUACUUCUUCAAUACCCACGACAGAGACAACAACAUACUCAGCGACUUCGGCUGGAUUUUCAACCCGGAAGCCUCCAAACCCGAUGACGGCUUCCCCUGCCUCGACCCCAUCGCCGCCGCCGCCGACACGUCCGAUUUGGCGGGAACUACUAGUAGUGGUCCUCUUGUUUUGGAUAACAACAGCAGCAGUAGCAGCGCCGCCUUUGGGAGCCCCGACCCGGCCCCUGUUGUCGGAUCCGCUUCGACCAAUCCGUCAGUGUCAACGAGCUCCAGCGAGGAUCCGCCUGAGAGGUCUACAGGCUCCGGUGGCAAACCACCGUCCGAGAUACCGUAAAAUAUUUUGUAGGAGUAAGGUUAAAAUGAAGGGGCCGAAGAGAAUCCGGCAGCCACGAUUCGCAUUCAUGACAAAGAGUGAAGUUGAUAAUCUUGAGGAUGGCUACCGUUGGCGGAAAUAUGGUCAGAAGGCUGUUAAAAAUAGCCCCUUUCCAAGGAGCUAUUAUCGCUGCACAAAUACCAAAUGCACAGUGAAGAAAAGAGUUGAGCGUUCCUCUCAAGAUCCCACAACUGUAAUUACCACAUAUGAAGGCCAACACUGUCAUCAUACAGUUGCAUUCCCUCGUGGGGGAGUCAUGGGUCAUGAAUCUGGCUUUACAGGCCACCAGUUGUCUCAGCUGCCUCCAGCCUCACAGUUCAUGUAUUAUCCAACAAUUCGACCGAGAGAGAUAACUAGUCCUAUUAAUUUGACCCCAACCUCGUCGCACCAAGUAGUAGUCCCACGUCAUGACGAUGAUCAAGCUGCAGGAGGAUCAUCCCACUCCACUGACCGUCAGCCAACCCCACCUCUUCCUACAGACGAAGGGCUUCUUGGAGACGUUGUACCUCCUGGGAUGCGAAAUUGAUGAGGACACGGAUAAAAUGGUAGGGCCGUAGGAUCAAUAUUGUUAAAUUAGCUUGGCCUACGUCGUCUCUACAGGCCAUGCAUGCGGGUAGGCUUAGCAGCUGCAUUAUCUUCAGCUUCUGAUCUAGCUAGUAUAUAUUGAGCUUUGUAUGUAAAUUAAUGGAUUAUACCUCAUGAACAGAAUCUUUCAUUUUUGGUAUAUAUAUAAAAAAGGUCAUACCCGGUGCACAAGGCUCCCGCUUUACGCAGAGUCUGGGAGAGGUGAAUGUCGGCUAGCCUUACCCCCAUUUAUGGAGAGGUUGAACAAAUUAUCCCAAGAAUAUCAUAUAUUUAUUCGCAACGUUAAUUGCGAAAUUUGAUUAA